Messenger RNA from Setaria italica (foxtail millet), 1639 nucleotides. Its product is annotated as serine/threonine-protein kinase SAPK4. The record is from RefSeq and is a predicted model, not a curated record. The transcript has 9 exons. NCBI's taxonomy places the organism in Eukaryota, Viridiplantae, Streptophyta, Magnoliopsida, Poales, Poaceae. Gene Ontology annotation, molecular function: ATP binding; protein serine/threonine kinase activity. Gene Ontology annotation, biological process: protein phosphorylation; intracellular signal transduction. The coding region runs from base 199 to 1281 and encodes 360 amino acids.
CGACACAACCGCGCCCGAGACCACACCGCCUCCUCCGCCCAGCCUCCUGCACCCGCCGAUUCGUCGAGCUCGCCCUGCCUCACCUCGCCUCGCUCCCCUGCCUCCUUCCUUCCCUCCCUUCCUCCCCACCUCCUCCCUGCGGCCGCGUACCCCCUGCAUGCGAGCGCGCCGCCGGCGGCCGCAGACGCCCGGGACGGCAUGGACAAGUACGAGCCGGUGCGCGACAUCGGGUCGGGCAACUUUGGGGUGGCGCGGCUGAUGCGCAACCGGGAGACCCGAGGGCUCGUAGCCGUCAAGCUCAUCGAGCGCGGGCACCGGAUCGACGAGAAUGUGUACCGCGAGAUCGUCAACCACCGUUCGCUGCGGCACCCGAACAUCAUCCAGUUCAUAGAGGUGAUCCUAACUCCAACACAUCUUGCAAUUGUGAUGGAGUAUGCAGCUGGUGGGGAACUCUUUGAUCGAAUCGUCGAUCGUGGGCGGUUUAGCGAGGAUGAGGCCAGAUAUUUCUUCCAGCAGUUGAUCUGUGGAGUGAGCUAUUGCCAUCACAUGCAAAUAUGCCAUAGAGAUUUGAAGCUGGAGAAUGUUCUCUUGGAUGGCAGCCCAGCUCCACGGCUCAAGAUUUGUGAUUUUGGGUACUCCAAGUCAUCAGUACUACAUUCAAGGCCAAAAUCAGCAGUGGGGACCCCAGCAUAUAUUGCACCAGAGGUGCUUUCUCGGAGGGAGUAUGAUGGGAAGCUUGCAGAUGUAUGGUCGUGUGGAGUCACUCUUUUUGUCAUGAUCGUGGGAGCCUACCCAUUUGAAGACCAGGAUGAUCCUAAAAAUAUUAGAAAGACCAUUCAGCGAAUAGCAGCAAUUCAGUAUAAGAUCCCAGACAAUAUUCACAUAUCUGAUGAGUGCAGAGAGCUCAUUUCCCGUAUAUUUGUUAGCAAUCCAUUGAGGAGAAUCACCAUGAGGGAAAUAAAAAGCCAUCCAUGGUUCCUGAAGAACUUGCCGAGGGAGCUCACAGAAGCAGUGCAGUUAUCCUACUUCAGGAGGGACAACACUGUCCCUGCUUUCUCAGACCAAACAACAGAAGAAAUCAUGAAGAUUGUCAAGGAGGCAAGAACCAUGCCAAAAUCAUCUCGAUCAGGCUACGGCUACAAUGACGAGUUCUCAGAUGAGGAGGAAAAGGAAGAGGAGAAUGAACCCAAAGUGGAGGAGGAGGAGGAAGAUGAGUGUGAUAAGAGGGUCAGGGAGGUUCGUGAGAGUGGGGAGCUGGAUAUGGCCUCACUGCACAUCUAAAUCUGCUUGUUCUGAGGUGGUUGGAUGUAGAUAAUUUGGCUUUAUUAUCUGCUGGACUGGGUAGAAUGUAUAUGUAUGCAAUUCCGGGUUCAGUUAUUGUAGUCUAUUUAGGCCUUUCCCACCCUGUAAUAUAUAUUCUGAUGAACUGUAUGUGUGGUAUAAGGUUUGUUCUAAAGGAGCAAGGUAUUGUACAGGCACACCAGGUUGUGUUUUUGGAUAGGAAGAUUUGCCAUUUGUUUGCACUCUGCAGCAAACAUUUUUGGAAUUUGUAAGGCAUAAGUGUGUGGGGGCAUGCCAUGUAAAAAUGGUUAAAUGUUGCAAACUCUUUCAAAACGAGGUAUAUGAUUUUCUUUUCAAA